Messenger RNA from Solea solea (common sole), 4384 nucleotides. Its product is annotated as equilibrative nucleoside transporter 2. Gene Ontology annotation, biological process: thymine transport; nucleoside transmembrane transport; uridine transmembrane transport. The record is from RefSeq and is a predicted model, not a curated record. Bases 194 to 1576 code for a protein of 460 amino acids. Gene Ontology annotation, cellular component: plasma membrane; basolateral plasma membrane. Gene Ontology annotation, molecular function: nucleoside transmembrane transporter activity. The transcript is spliced from 13 exons. NCBI's taxonomy places the organism in Eukaryota, Metazoa, Chordata, Actinopteri, Pleuronectiformes, Soleidae.
UGGGGGGGGAGAAAAAAAACCCGCUCAGCUUGCCCGUGAACGAGCCUUAAUCGUCUCUUCAUUCACGCCACGUGUAUUAUCGGUGUUCAUCUUUUUUUAUUUCUGGACCACCACAUUUUAUUUUUUUUCCCACGGCGGGAAGGAGCACUAUGAAUAUACAGUAACAACAACGCCAAGAAGCUCCUACAUCAGGAUGAAGGGAAGAACAGACACACCACAGGACAGAGGCUGUCUGGUGGCGGUCUGUUUCUUCAUUUUGGGCCUGGGAACGCUGCUACCAUGGAACUUCUUCAUGACGGCCUCGAUGUAUUUCCAGCAACGCUUAAACACAACAGAAUGGAACAACGGCACAGUCAGUGUCGGCAAAGAGUACUACUUCAACAACUGGAUGACCUUGCUGUCCCAGCUGCCCCUGCUGCUCUUCACCCUCCUCAACUCCAUCCUCUACCAGAGGAUAUCGGAGAGGAUGCGGAUCGGGGGCAGCCUCGUUUUCAUCCUGCUGCUCUUCCUCCUCACAGCAGUGCUGGUCAAAGUGCCCAUCGAAGACAAAGACAGCUUCUUCUCGAUCACCAUGGCUACAAUCUGGUUCAUCAACUCGUUCGGUGCCGUGCUGCAGGGCAGUCUGUUUGGCCUGGUGGGCCUGCUGCCGCAGAAGUACAGCACCAUCUUCAUGAGCGGCCAGGGGCUCGCUGGAACCUUCGCUGCCAUCGCUCUGCUGCUCGCCACUGCCAGCGACACAGACUUUGAAACGGCAGCUUUGGGCUAUUUCAUCACACCGUGUGUGGGGACGGUGGCCACACUCUUUAGUUACAUGCUUCUACCUCGCCUGGAGUUUGCGCAGUUUUAUCUGAAAAACGGCGGCAAGUACGAAGCGGUCACCACGGACGAGCUGCUGAAAGAGAGCGGCACCGCGGAGAACGGGAAGGUUAACGGUCACGCACACGACGCGGCCAACAGCAGUCCAGCUGAGGCCAAGAUGGAGUCUACUACAGAUGGGACCAAGCAGGCCUUCCUGGCACUGGAGCAGGUGGAGAAGAAACAAGCCAAAGCCUCAAUCGUAGAGGUUUUCAGAAAGAUCUGGGUGAUGGCGUUCUGCGUCACGUUUCUGUUCACCGUCACUCUGUCCGUGUUCCCCGCCGUCACCGUAGACGUCAGGACAUCUUUUCCAGGAAAUUGGGAGCGCUACUUUCUGGCCGUGUGCUGCUUCUUAACGUUCAACCUCAACGACUGGAUCGGUCGCUCCAUCACCACCUUCUUACGCUGGCCUCGCAAAGAGUCUCUUCUGUUCCCGAUGCUGGUCGUCUCUCGGAUUGUGUUCAUCCCUCUGCUGAUGCUCUGCAACGUCCAGUCUCGCUCGUACCUGCCCGUCUACUUCUCCCACGACGGGGUCUUCACCGCCAUCAUGUCCUUAUUCUCCGUGUCCAGUGGCUACUUUGUGUGCCUUUCCAUGUCUUACGCACCACAGUUGGUGGAGCCCAAAGACGCGGAGACUGCAGGAGCACUGAUGACCUUCUUCUUGGCCCUGGGUCUGUCGUUAGGAGCCGCGCUGUCCUUCCCUCUGAGGGCGCUGGUCUAGACAGACACACACAGGUGGAGGUGACAUGUUUUGUCGUCAGUCAAUCCUCCCUGGAUCAUCUUCUCUUGUCUUGUCUUGUGUGUUUUGUAUUUGUUUUUCACGACAUCACAUCUCCACAGUUUAUGAAGCGUUCAUUUCCUUUUUCUUUUUUGCCACACGUGACGGGACUCCCUUCAGAUGUAGGAAUAAAGGGGGGGGAACGUGUAUUAACUUGCAGUAAGUGUUGUUUAUGUUACUGCUGAAGAAGAAGUUGAACAACAUUAGGAUUUUCUCUCAUAGGACAUUUUCCUUUAGGGCAUUAUGUGUGUAUAAAUAUAUGAAUGAACGCUGAUCACAUAGAUUAAAAAUAAAAGGGAAAACGCACACGUAUAGAGCGAUUGGCAUUCGUCACCGAAGUCGUACAGGUAGUGAGCUUGGUAUCGGUACUUUUGCACCUUAGUAUCGUACCCAAUACUAAUUUUUAGUAUUGAUUUUUAUUUGAGUAUCGACUUUUUAUUUGACAACCCUGUCGCUAACGGAAUAUAGCUCUAGAAUUGACUGUUUUUUUUUUAAACUGCCUCGUGGGUAUGCAUGUAAAAACAAGAACCUGGGCCACGCUGGGUGUUUGCUUUUUCCAUUUCAUCAUCCAGGUUUGUUUGCGGAUUAGAGCAGAGGGUAAAUAUUUGCAGUAUUUUGUGCAUCUCUUCAAUCUUUUACUCUGGAUUUUCUUUGUUGUGUGAAAUACAUUUGCUUGAAGUGCAAGAAGCACAGCUUCACAGUGCGACUUAUUUAUAGCCAUCUUCAAAGACAGCUCAACAUGAGACGCGGCAGAUCGGCGACCUGAUCGCCGUGGUGCAUGCACACAUCCAGUUUAACCUGGGUUUAAAAUAGCUGACAGGUACACACAGACUAAAGACGCAAAAAAUAAGUGUUUGGGCAGAAAAAAUGAUGCAGACUGCCAGAAAAACAUUUUUUCAGACUGGUCUUGAAAAUCUGCUUUCCCAAAUCUGAUUUAUAACACGUGAAGGUAAAUUAACAGGCAGUUUAAACGCAUGGUAUAUAAUUCCUGCCUCAACGUGAACAACAACAAAAGACCUAGUACAGUGGUCUGCAACCUAUUGUUUUUUUGUUUUGUUUUUUUAUGGACCAAGGCGAUAACUGAAAAGUGGUUUAGUAUGUGCUUGAAAAGACCUUAAAAAAAGUCAGGAAAUAGAGACACACAAUAAACUCAUAAACUUACAUCAGGCGACCCCUGGUGGAUAACUGCUGCAUGUGUGCCAUUAACACCCAGACCACUUUCUUGCCCUCAAAAACUUGCAGCGCCACUUUACACAGUGAGAGCUGUAGGUCAGUGCUGCCACCUGCUCGUCAGAAACUAGAUGCUGUUACUUGAAAGCCAUUAAAAACAACUGAACUUGGGUGUAAAUAUUAAAAAAUAACUAGUGAUUAAAAAAACUAAGAAAAACACGUGUUUAAUUAUUGUAUAGAUAUUUAUAGCGGCCAUUAUUUAACUCUAGAUUUUAUUUUUAUGUCGCUACCGGUGUGCUUUUCCUCCUGGAAGAAUUGUUUUAUAUUUUCCUCAUAGUAGUGCUUCAUGUGUUUUAGGAAUUAAUGGUCAUUAAUUCACUUUUUUUCUUCUUAAAUAAGAUAAUAAGCCUUGAUUUUUUUUUUUACAGCUUUUGUGUUUUUUAUUUUACUGACAUAAAUGAAGAGUGUGUGAGGAAGUCGAUGGAAAACAUUUUGCUGCUUUAAUAAUGAACCAAGGGCUGAGUCCAAAUGGACGAAUAGAGAAACUUUUUCUAUUCUAGAAUUUGUUUUUCCAUUUUAUAUUAGGUCGAUGGUGUUUGAAAGAAGGAGGGAAGUUGAAAAGUACCUCAUCACUAACAUCAUGUAUCAUGUUUUUAAUGUCAAAUUCUGUGUCAACUGUGAAACAAAUGUAAUAAUAAUUCACACUUCAGAAUUUUGGUAAUUUUCCAUUUUCCUUUGGAUUUCUCACUGUUUUCAUUGUCAUUACUGAUUCAUCUGUCUUUGUGUGAUUGUGUGAUCAAUCAAUUUGUUGUUUUGUCUAAGAAACUACAAAAUGCCGACGUCCUCAAAUGUCUUGUUCUUAAAAUGUAUGCGUUUGUUUUCACGAUAUGAAUUUUAACAAAAAAAACAUCCUGUUGCAAAUUUUCUGGGAAACAAUUGUGAUAUUUAUGGGUUUUUUAAAGCUCAAGUUUCGAAGCUCAGUAUUGCCGUGUUACACAUUUAAAUAAUAAACAUAUAAACACUUGUUUUAAAUUGCUAAAAAAAAAAAAAAAAUUGUUCAGCCCUGAUAAAAAAAUAAAUAAGAAACUGAAUUGUCAAAAGAAAAUUGCCGCCACGAUAGUUUGUUGCCUUUGAAAAGAGCAAAGAAAAAAACUGAAAAUACUAAUUAAUCAAGACAUUUUUUGUUGCAGUAAUGGCUAUUGCUGUGGACAGUGUCAUAUUCAGCCUAAGCAAUAAUAAUAAUGUUUGUGUCUUGUUAAAUUAACCGUAAACUCAGCUGCUGCCGGCGAUGUUGUAAUUAGUCUGUGCUCGUUGCUUAUUACUGAUGUUAGAGCAGAAAAAAAAAAAACAACAACUCGAUAUAAAGUCAGUGUCAACAAAUGUUCUCGUUGUUGUGUUUUUCUUCUAAAUGUCGGUGAAUCCAGAGCGACGACACGACACGCAGCUCGUCGUCUGUGCAGUGCAGUGCAGUGUAGACCGUCACGUUACGGGUUACACAUAAAAAGGGAUUUCAUGCAAGCCUGUUGGUUAUGUAAGUUGUUUAGAUUUGGUUGUUAUUAAAUUGGAUGUUAUAAAACCAGA